AUGCAUUUCACUGCUCUUGCUGUCCUCGCGCUAGGCGCCGCAAGCUUCCUUGAAGCAGCGGCCACGCCUCAUCAUCAUCACCCUUUCGUUGCACGGCAAAACGCAGGGUUCCGGAAUGGAACCCGGCAAAACCAAGGUCAACGAAACGGCGGUCAGCAAAAUGGCGGCCAGCAAAACGGAGGCCAACAAAACGGAGGCCAGCAAAACGGAGGCCAGCAAAACGGAGGCCAGCAAAACGGAGGCCAGCAGAACGGAGGCCAGCAGAACGGAGGACAGGCCAACUGCUUGAACGCCAAUGCCCUACAACUAUCUUCUACUUUGACAGGACAAGAAGAUGGGACGGAGGGCAUCAAGGCCAAUCAAGCACGAUCUGCAACGGAUUCAGCCAACUUCAUCAACUUCUGCUCCGGUUCUACCUUGACCAACGGCACCCAAGUCACUGGAGGAUCAUGCAACGGCAUUCCCAUGGGCAAAAUUCCGUCCACGUCGAACAUGAUCUCAGCCAUCAUCCUUGAACCACAGUUUGGCCAAACAGUUCCUGCUGGGACCACCUUCAAAAUCAGAGUCCAGACACAGGGACUCGAUGCCGGUUCUUUCACCAACCCAACCGUGACCUACUACCAAGCGCCGCAGGAUCUCAAUAACAACGGCCAGAUCAUUGGGCACUGUCACGUCACGCUUCAAGAUCUUGGAACUUCUCUCAACCCUACCACCGCUCCAGACCCAUCAAAGUUCUCUUUCUUCAAAGGUAUCGAUGACGCCGGGAACGGCCAGGGUCUAUUGGAAGCAGAAGUCACUGGCGGUCUAGUUGCGGGCUUUUAUCGAGUCUGUACGCUGAUUGGCGCAAGCAAUCAUCAGCCAGUCCUCAUGCCGGUUGCUCAGCGUGGCGCCCAGGAUGAUUGCACCAAGUUUGAAGUCGUUGAUGGAGGAAACAACGGUGGAAACAACGGCGGCAACAACGGCGGCAACAACGGCGGCGGCGACAACGGUGGCAACGACGGUGGCAACGACGGUGGGAACAAUGGUGGGAACAAUGGUGGGAACAACGGUGGAGACAACGGCGGCAAUAACGGCGGCAAUAACGGUGGCAACGGAAACGGAAUCGUUCAGGUCGUUUCCGGCACCCUGGGCGGAGCGCCCCCGACCAUUGAGAGCUCUGGCGACACCGCACGACCAUUCGCCGUCAACGGAAACACCUUUGUCAACGAAGCCGCUGCCGUUCAACGAGCCUGUGAUAUCCAGUUCAACGCAUGUGCGGAUGGUGUCAACCGCGGCCAGAUCUCUGGAAGCUCCGUCAAUGAUUGCCAGACGCAGAGGAAUGGCUGCAGGGCUGCAUAG
Messenger RNA from Cyphellophora europaea CBS 101466, 1338 nucleotides. RefSeq lists its product as uncharacterized. The transcript is spliced from 3 exons. The coding region runs from base 1 to 1338 and encodes 445 amino acids. The record is from RefSeq and is a predicted model, not a curated record. Lineage: Eukaryota; Fungi; Ascomycota; Eurotiomycetes; Chaetothyriales; Cyphellophoraceae.